Molecule: messenger RNA, 4366 nt
Organism: Rhipicephalus microplus (southern cattle tick)
Lineage: Eukaryota; Metazoa; Arthropoda; Arachnida; Ixodida; Ixodidae
Product: cell surface glycoprotein MUC18
Molecular function (GO): protein binding
Source: RefSeq, a predicted model, not a curated record
AUGGCGGAAAAGUUGCUACACGUGACGGCGCUGGCAGGUGGCGAGGCACUGCUGCCAUGCGACUUGUCCCCAGACAAUGACUCAGUGGCACUGGUGUUGUGGUACAAGGAUGCCCUGCCCACGCCGGUCUACUCGGUGGAUGCCCGGCGCGGGGACGUGUCGCAGGCGCGACACUCAUCCAUCGCCUGGGGAACGCGCGCCUACUUCGUCACCCAGCCGACGCCUGGGCUCAGGCUGCAGGACCUCGCGGUGACGGAUUCGGGCGUCUACAGGUGCCGCGUCGACUUCCGAAAAGAUCGUACACGCAACCACGAGACUUCGCUGCUUGUCAUCGAACCGCCAGGAACACCGGUGAUAAGAGAAGCCGCUGGUGACCGGGAGCCUCUACGAAGUCUCAUCGGUCCCUACAAUGAAGGAGACAGCCUGGGACUCGUGUGCGACGUCGAGGGUGGGGUUCCCGAGCCCAGUGUGACCUGGUGGAGGGAGAGCGUGCCGCUGGAAAGCGUACUCACUGAGCAUCGGCCGGGAAUUCGCCGCAGUGCUCUUGGACCGUUCGUACUGCGGCGUCAGGAUUUGAUGGCCGUGCUAGUGUGCCAGGCGUCGAACUCCAACCUCACGUCACCGCUCACAACAUCUGUGACGCUUGACAUGAAUUUUCGACCACUCGAAGUGAGCGUGGAGGCGGUGAGCCCCACGUUGGAAGCCGGCAAAACGGGCUGGCUUUCGUGCCGCGCCGUCGGCUCGCGCCCUCGGUCGCGCAUCACGUGGUUACUGGGCGAUCAAGUGCUCACCGGUGCGCGACAGAACGAGUCUCUGGACGGCAACGUGACACUGUCGUGGCUCGCACUGCGCCCCACUGCACGGCACCACGGUCGCAUGCUCCGAUGCCGGGCCGACAACGACCUCAUCCCGGGCUCUGACAUCUUCGCCGAGUUCAGACUACAGGUCCUCUUUCCUCCAAAGCUGACGCUACGUCUCGCGUCAAGCCUGCGUCGGUCACAGCUGCGUGAGGGUCAGGACGUGUACCUGGAAUGUGUUGUCGACGCGAACCCUCCAGUCUCCGAUGUCAGCUGGUGGUUUGGUGACCGCGAGCUUUUCACGGACUCCACGGGAGGCGUACUCGUCAACAACCGGUCGCUUGUGCUCCAGAAGGUGCGCCUUGACGCAAGAGGGCCAUACAGCUGCAGUGCCGCGAAUUCCCAGGGGCAGGGAUCCAGCAACACACUCUUUCUUAACUUCCAGUAUGCACCAGUCUGCCGCCGCGGACAGCAGCAAGUGUACGGCGCGGCGUCAAACCAGCCAGUGCGGGUCAACUGCGAGGUGCAGUCCGAGCCGGCUCCGACGUCCUUCCACUGGCGACUCGGCAACGAGUCACUGACAAACUUCACCAGCUUCGGUCACACGAGCCACGCGACCUUGGUGCUCCGCCGCGUGCCCCAAGAUCUCGGCAAAAGGCUGCUCUGCUGGGCCACGAACGAGCUCGGCACGCAGCGAGAGCCGUGCGCCUUCAGCCUGGUGCCCGCGCGGAACCCGGAUCCCCCGCGCAACUGCAGCCUGCAGAACCGCACUGCCAGUGCGUUUGCUGUAGAAUGUGAACCGGGGGACGACGGAGGAAUGCCGCCCGUGUAUGUGCUUCAGGUGCUCGACCAGUUCAACAGGAGCCUGCUCCAUGUGAAUGCCACAGACCGCCCAGCCUGGACUGUGAGCGGUCUGAGUAGCGGCACACGUCUGUCUCUCGUGCUGUACGCCGUUACCUCAAAAGGUCGCAGUGCGAUGACGUUACUUCGCGCCAAGACACUGGCUGGUUCUCAGUCUCUGACCGAGCCGUUGUGGCCCGGCAGCCUGAGCCCGAUCCUCGUGGCGCUCAUCGCUUGCGCCGUUGGGCUGGUGGCCGUCGCAUUCCUCGUCACGCUUCUGCUGCGCUACCGCAGCGCUAAAGAGCGACACAAACCGGAACCGAUCAAGGGAGACGAUGAGUUGCAAAUUGCACCUCUUCACCAAUAUCCCGAUGGUGUGUUGAAACUCCGCAGCCCCCAAAGUGAAGAAAAGUGCCCGGAUGUCGUUCUCGACGUAAGUGGCAGCGAAGAGAGGCUCAAGGUAGAAGAAGAUCGCCCAUCUGAAGCCGUGCGGUGGAAAGGCUGGACAGAAGCUGAUGCUGAAAAUGAUAAAGCGACGCUCGGACGACCUUCACCGCAGAAUUACCAGUCCAGAAAUGGAGGACAGACUCGAGCCGUGCUCACCGAAUCAGUGCCCACUUUGGUCUCUACGGCUGGCGCCGUGUCCGCCGUUGCCGUGCCGUCCACCUUGUGCGCCGAGGCGAGUGUGGAAGAAGUCGUGUCGGAAUGCGUGGUUGUUCCGCCUCCGCUCAAGUAUCGUCAGACAAUUGUGUGAGAAGCGACGAAGGACGCUGUCCGCCAAGUACUACAUCGCACACAGUGUCGGUAUUGCCAAUGGGCUGUUCCUCCCGAUUGAACUCUUGACAAGGUGGAUUGAGCGCACGAGUGAGCCAUCGCGAAAGGAGAGAAAGCGACAUUACGAAAAGGACAGGGCCGAAUACGUCGAGUUAUCGUCCCUUUCUGGACAGUGCUGCGAAGUGGUUAGAUACGGAAACCAGCCUACAAAUCGCUCUUGUUUCUUCUACUUGCAUUGUCGAUCCUACUCGGGGUUGCAGUUUUAUGAAGUGUGGUCCUCUUCACUGGUGAUAAUUUACAAGGAUUGACAUGAUUGUCGACGCAUAAAGUGCAAAAUGGGAAAAAAUAAUGGCAGGGGCAGUACAACAAACUGCGUGAACAGUGCGGGAAAGGAACAUACAUUUUCAUUUCUGUCACUCACACUGGAAACCGUUUAAACACUAUCUAUUUGGUCAGAGUCUGGGAAUAUCGACUUUUUUUUACAUACUGUCUGUCAAGUAAGCCGAAACCAUACUUUGUUCAAGCAUUUACGAAUGACCAUUUUGUGCACAAUUUGUCUUGCUUCGUUGGAGUUUAUGUCUAGUACGGCAACAAAUUUUUUUUCGUUCUGAAUCACUUGUCGAAGGAAGACUGAAAAUUCAGUAGUUUUUUUAGCUGUCUUGUGCUACUGCCUGAUGCACUUGAUUAAUAAGCACUGAUUUCGUAAGACAGUCAUUCAACGAAUGCGUUAGCUUAAGUUACCUAAAAGUGCACACUACAUGUCGCACAGAUUUGAGCGGCCAAAACGUUACAAAAUCAGCUAUGCUAAAGUGUACGUAAACUUUAUUUCAUACCCCAAGUGAAAGCAGACAUUGCCGUAACAGUUGUACAUAUAGUGCAAACUUUAAAAAAUUGGCAACCCAGACUAAAUGUUUACAAGGGCACUUUAAGCUUGUUUAUAUUUUAAACAUAUCAUGGUAACCGCCAAACUGGCAAUCACUGCGUCCAUCUGUUAAGACAUCGGCAUUUUAAUGUUCCAAGCCGGCGUGAUGGCCAUACAUUAUAAGGCUUCAGUGGGUAUGGCGUGAACGUGACGUUCGCUGCUUUCAAUUUUGUUUCGGUACAUCUCCGCAAAGUAUGCGAAGUACUCCUGUAUGGUACGUUAGUACGAGGAAGACUGCGAUGUUCCGUGAGAGGUUUUUCGAAAAACGUACAUGUAUGAAGAGAUAAAAUAUACUUCGUUGUAAAGACAGCCUUUCUGCUACAAUGAAAAUGAUAUGCAGCCAAAAUGAUACAAUGUCCAGCUAGCUGCUAUGAAUUUACGUUUCAUGCAAUAUAUAUAAAAGAUGGACUUCUGCGAAUAAGCAUUACGCUAAGCGGAUAAAGAAAACUUGCCAGUAUGAAUUUCAAAUAGAGGAUUAAACACAUGGGUAAAAACACUGUAAAGCCGGCUUCUCGUUACAUACCAUGAAGUCGCCUCAUCUUCUACCAAUAAUGUCUUGGCCUUAAGCCACCAUAUUGCUGCAGGACUUGGUUUUCAGGAAGUCCAACUCUCAGAAUCCUGGUACGCAGAUUUCGUUGUUACAUAGAACAACCCAAUAAAUCCGAACCUUACCGUUGAUCAUAUACGCUGGUAGUCGUUUUAGUCAGUGGUUCACUGCAAUAAAAAUAUUACGAAAAUGUCUGCAUGAAGUGAAUUAUCUGCGACUUUUCGAGUCCAAAAAAUGUGACUGAUAAUUUCCGUUUUAUAACAAAUAGAGGAGAGAUAAGUUAUAUUUAUAUUUCAAAAUGUCAAAAGAGCCUCCACUAUACAUUACUAUCCAGCUACUGAUUCCGGAAAGAAUAAAAAAAUAACGCUAUGGUGGAAUUCCCGAGAUAUGGCUUAAACAUUGCGUUUCAAAACAGCAGUGAAAAGUUGUCGCAGAAAUAUAAGAAAACGCGACAAAUAUAUAGGCCACUGUAUAGUGCCCAUUUAC